Leptopilina heterotoma is the source of this 1248-nucleotide messenger RNA. RefSeq lists its product as uncharacterized. The transcript is spliced from 6 exons. Bases 1 to 1248 code for a protein of 415 amino acids. NCBI's taxonomy places the organism in Eukaryota, Metazoa, Arthropoda, Insecta, Hymenoptera, Figitidae. The record is from RefSeq and is a predicted model, not a curated record.
AUGUUGAAUUACGAAGUCGACGACAUUGAUUCAGGAAGGAAGGAAAGUAAUAUGGAAUUAUACUUCUUAUUCACGUUAAUAACGCUGCAGUUUUUUAAUAUUGUUUAUCAAUAUCGAAGAUUGAAUGAAUUGUUUGGGUUUGUUGUUCGUCGUUGGUGGGUCCGACCCCAUAUACAGGAUGCUGUGCGUGAACUUUUCGGAGCAUACGAAGCACUUUUUCGAUACUAUGCCGAAAACGAUCAAGAGGAAUUCGUUAAAAUGACCAGAAUGACACCAUGGGAUUUUGAAGAACUUCAUAAUAUUGUUGGACCUCAUCUUCAAAAAUUUAGCUUUCGUCGCCCAUUACCAACAAGAUUGCGUUUAGCUUUGUGUCUAAAUUUUCUAGCUCACGGCGAUAGUGUAGCAACAACUAGACAGUUUUUUCGUAUUGGGCGUUCUACAACGUAUGCUAUUAUCGCGGAAAUAUGUCCGAUUAUUUGGAGAGAACUUUCGCCUCUCGUCCUAAGAAGAAAAACCCAGCGCGAAUUGAAAAUAAUCGCUGGUGGUUUUCGUGCUAAGUGGGAUAGGCCAAAUUGCGUAGGAAUCGUAGAUGGAAAGGAAAUUAGAAUCAAAUCACCACCGCAUUCUGGCAGCCUUUUCUUUAAUUAUAAGAAGUUCUUUAGUUUUAAGCUCUUAGCUGCAUGCGACGCAUACUAUAGAUUCAUAUGGAUAGACGUAGGAGAUUAUGGAUCUGUCAGUGAUACAUCAGCAUUUAAAAAUACUUAUUUUCACUACUGCCUAGAGCGCAAUGAGGCAGAUUUUCCUCCAGAAUGUCGUCUGCCGAGAUCAAAUAUCAUCAUGCCUCAUUUUCUUAUAGGGGAUGAAAUUUUCCAACAGCAAACAUACAUGAUGGUUCCGUUUGCCAGACAUCGUGGCCUUACUGAAAGAUUAUCGAGAGCCCGCAACUGUAUUGAGGACGCCUUCGGGAUUCUGUGCUCGAUGUGGCAAAUUCUCCACAAAAAAUUAUCAUUCAAAUUGGACACAUCAAUAGCAAUUGUGGAAGCACUUGUGUGCCUGCACAAUUUUAUUUUAAAUAAAAAAUUAGAACGAGGUGAAAAUUUUGAAUGGGAUAGAAGUACUUUUCAUCGAAUAAAUCCUACAGUAGACCCUGACAUCGAGGAGGACGUAAUUCCCCAAAAUCGUUUUGAAUUUCGAGAAAGACUAGCAGAUUACUUUCAAUCAGAGGCGGGUGCUAUCUACUUCAACUAA